AUGCACCAUCCGCAAGAAACGCUCCUUAUCGAUUGUGCUAAGCCGUCUUACUCCCACCUCACCAAGUACCGUUUCGAUAACCUGACACAUGAACAGUCGCGUUUCGCCAACAAACCGCUGAAAAGUGUGAUGAGAAUCUUGGCGGGAUGUUCGGCCGUCCUUUUUCUUGUCACCAUCUUUUUUCUUGGCAUUCAUGGACAAACGGCGGUGGUAAGUUGUUUCGAUUUAUUGCGAAAUGUUUCAUAAUUAUUCGUUUUCAGCCUAGUUACAAGCCGAUCGUGCCUGGUUCUACGGUAGUCAUGAAAACUAUUGAAACUGCACCGGUUAGUCUUUGAAUUUUGCGUAAAAAUGUGUGAAUAACGUUUUCAGCCUCUACCCACAGAACGUGUGACAACGAGAAGAACUGUAAGUUGUAAAAGUUUCAGUAAAUUAUGGAAACAAUGCAAAAAAGUUAUUCACGUAUCUAUCCAGUUGGUAAAUUCAAAAAAUCACAUUUCAAACAGUUAGUUUGUAAAAUGUGAAUGGUAUGUCAAAUUUUAGAGUUUACACUAAUUCAGCCAACUCUAUCUCACCUCAAAAAACGUUUAUUCUCAAAUAAUUGUGGAGUAGCAGAAAAAAGUAUAUAUGUACGAACAAUUUCACGAUUCAUAAUUUUUCUGAACUCAGUUUCAGUCGUAUGUAGAGACAACCUUAGUUUUGACUCAUUUUUGUAAAACUGGCAAGUUUAUGUAGAAGAUCACACUAUCAGUGGCAAAUUUCUCAAGUUAUGUGAAAACAUGUACAAAAUAACAUCUUGGAACCCCCUUGUCUUAACAAGUUCUGUUUCAGGUUGGCAAAGAAUGUGUCCUGAACGCGAGAGCUACUCCAAUCAACCUGAAACAGUUCACCGGCAACAUUUCUGACGCUUGCUUACGUAAUGUUUUCUUCUCUUUCCUUCCUUCUCCCUCCACUUCUUUUCCCAACUGAUAAUAGAUAAUAUCAUCAAUUAUUUUUCGCAUGACAUCAUUUCUAGAACUUGCACAAUAGAGAGUAGAGUGCCAACUCGCACGCACCUUUCGAAAAUGAUGAUGUUAGUGCUAAAAUCUGAUGAUAAUCGGAUUGGGUGUGCCCUGAACUGCUCUAACUGCUCUUCCUCCCUUGCUUUGCCCGUCCUUCUACUGAUGUUGGGUCUUUUAUUUCAGCGGGCACCACCUCGAAGAAUUGUAUGACGUGGCGAAUGACGAACGCGGUCAUUCUCAAGUACGCCGAUGAUGUCGACACCAAUUGUCCGUCCGUUGUGGAAUUCGUGAAUGAAGUGAGGAGGAGAAAUGGGAAAAGAGAAAAGGAGAUUAGCAAAAGUGGCCGGUGACCGCAUUUGUGCACCGAAUACUAGAAAAACUAGACCGCUUUAGUCCGGGGCAGCAAAUAAGAAAAAAAAAGUGCUUCCCCAAAACUAUCAACCGCCUAUUGGAGCUGAUUUAAAAAAUAUCACUAAGUUCAGAAAAGUACUUCAAAAUUGUCAGUCAAUUAAAGAAAAGUAACUAGAGAAACACAAGUAUAUAUAACAUUUCAGACAACGAGAGCAUGCACAGUAAAAAGUCAAAUCCAGUACUUGUUUCCGAGAACCGACAAUCCUCUACUGGACUGCAACCACAUUUACAAUGUGACAAGAACAUUUCUCAAUUUCGUCGCAACUGAAAAAUGUUAUUCCAGUUCAACUCUUUCGCCCUCCGUCGCGCCAUGAGCGGAUUCAACUACAGCAGAACUCUGAUUCCAGACAGCAUGUACAAUCAGCCAGGAUUGGCUAUGUUUGCAUUCAUGGAGAAUAUUGUGAGUUUACCUACCUGAUGCUUCACUUUCACAACGAUGUUCUAGAUGAAUUGUGUGAACAAAAACCCGAUAACAAGUACCGAUGCGGCGGUUUUGAACAUUUUCACGGAUUUGACUUAUAUUGAUCUCUGUGAAAGUGAUGUGUUCAUGGCAAAUUUUCCGGACAUGCUCAACAAAUUAAUCGAUGCUGGUUAUAUUGUCAAAUUCUUUUUUCUCAAUCAAAACCUUCAGGAUACACAGAGUGAGUUGCCCAAAAUCAGUUUAUAUGUAUUAAUAAAUUUUGUUUCAGAAAACGUGGAAAACGUGUUGAACGGGUGUAAAUACCGUAAUUCCAAGACUUAUUGCGAAAUUGUGGACUCUAACAGUCAAUUUGAGGAUCCUGAUGACUUUUCCAUUUGUCUGGACUCAACUCCCGCUAAGAAAGAGUCGGAUGACUUUAACUGGCGUAAGAACAACUAAAAAUGGGAAAAAGUAUCGAACCGCUUAUUUUAGACAUUACAGAACUGUUACUGAUCAUUGGAAUCCCGUGCGUCAGUUUGACAGUAUGUUGCAUCGGAUUCUUCAUUUGCUUUUUGAAGUGUGCUCAACUGAAAAUGCACAUGAUGAGAAUGAGACUUUUUGGAAAUGACAGUCCGAAAACACCAGAGGAAAUGGAAUUGAAGAAAAAAUGGUUUGCCAACAGACGUGGAAUAAUGAAGGAUUUGGAGAAAUGCAAGGAUUUGUUAGUUUUUGAAAAUGUUAUUUUCAAAUUAUAGUAUAAAUCUGUUUUUCCAGAGAUCCACCGACUUGGUCACAUUUUGCGUCGGCUAAUAACUAUAUGGAUAUUCAGGCACUUGCCAGUGCUAACAAGUGGGUUCAUAUCCAGAUUUCAACAUUGAAAAGUAAAUUUUUCAGAAAAGACGUGUGGGAAAUCGACACAAAAAACCUGCUGAUCCAGGAAGAUCAUCUUCUGGGGAAUGGUGCCUUUGCAAAUGUGUUCAAAGGAAUCGUGAAAGGCAAAAUCCCAUUGCUAAUCGUCAAUAACAGUCUGAAUCUCAUUGUCGAGUCCGAGAAUAACGGGCACUUUGAAGCGGCCGUCAAAAAACUCCCGGCUCAUGCCGAUGAGCAGAACCAUCUAGACUUCUUCCAUGAAAUUGAUUUUAUGAAGCGAUUGGGCCACCAUCCACAUGUUAUCAGCAUGCUCGGCUGUGUAUCAAACCCAUUUGAACCGCUUAUUGUCGUCGAGUACUGUUCCCGAGGCGAUUUGUUGAAAUUUUUGAGGAGACACAAGGAUUAUGUGUUGUUGGUGAGUUGGGAGAGGGGAAAAGGACACGAGAUGACCUUUCGGGAUUAAGUAGAGAUGUAGAGUUCUUAUGAAAGGUCAAUUUCGGAACAGUCUAGUCAUUCGUAAACUAUGGAAACUCUGGAAACAGGUAAACAAAUGGUAUUUAGUCAGUUUUGAUCGAAUCGGAUUUGAUCGGUUAGCAAAUAUAUUGUAGAUAUUGUGAAAACUACUAGAAAUCAUCAAAAUCAUCUCGUUCCAGAACAAAACCGACGACUGCCCGGUGGAAGCGGACAUGUGCCUUAGAAUCAAAGACCUGGUAUCGAUUGCCUGGCAAGUGGCGGAUGGAAUGGCUUAUUUGACAUCCAAAAACUUUAUCCACCGAGAUUUGGCGGCCAGAAACGUUCUUCUGACUAAAAGUCUGACUGCAAAAGUAAGUCACUUGACCCAUUUCUCUUCAAACCCUGCGUGCCUUCAUCUGUUUCCAGAUCAGUGACUUUGGCCUCUGCCGCUACAUGGAUUCCGCAUUAUACACAGCAAAAGGCGGCCGACUUCCGAUCAAAUGGAUGUCUAUCGAGGCGUUGAAACUAUACGAAUUCUCGUCGAAAAGUGAUGUUUGGUCGUUCGGCGUCUUGUUGUUCGAGAUUUUCUCCAUGGGCGACGUACCGUAUCCAACUGUUCAGCAAGUAGAUAUGCUUGAACAUCUAAUGGCCGGUGGACGACUAUCUCAACCUAUCAAGUGUCCGAAUGAGAUGUAAGAUAGAUGAAAACAUGAAAAGUUGAUAGAAAGUUGAAUUUCAGCUACAACAUUAUGAUGAAAUGUUGGGCUGACAAGCCAGAAGAUCGUCCAGAGUUCAAUGAAAUGAGGGGAGAGAUUACUGUAAUGUUGAAUUUGGACGAUGAAAGUUAUGGAUACCUCAGUGUUCAGUCAGAUGACGGGCUGCCAAAGUACACGUCACUGACGAUGCAAAAUUCAAAGGUACAGUACACUAGAGUUCUAAAACCAAAACAUUUGUCAUUAUUCAGGAAACCGCUCCUUGCUCAAGCGCAGGCGGCUCUCAAGAAAUCGACGAGGACGGUGACUACGACAGCGGCUCAGAAAUACACGAGCAGACAACUUGUGCUCAACUCGACCGUGUGCUCAACGAACGUUUCGGGGAGGAAACCGGUCAGGAGAUCAAACAGAUUUUCUGUGAAAUCAAGGAGAAAGCACGAGACAUCAAACGAGUCAAAUCCACGAAUUCUUCCAGUACCAAUAACACCAGUCGAUCAUAA
Messenger RNA from Caenorhabditis sp. 36 PRJEB53466, 4345 nucleotides. The record is from the annotation of a GenBank genome assembly. Lineage: Eukaryota; Metazoa; Nematoda; Chromadorea; Rhabditida; Rhabditidae.